This is a messenger RNA of Onthophagus taurus, 911 nucleotides long. RefSeq names its product Succinate dehydrogenase, subunit D (gene SdhD). Gene Ontology annotation, biological process: tricarboxylic acid cycle; mitochondrial electron transport, succinate to ubiquinone. The record is from RefSeq and is a predicted model, not a curated record. NCBI's taxonomy places the organism in Eukaryota, Metazoa, Arthropoda, Insecta, Coleoptera, Scarabaeidae. Gene Ontology annotation, cellular component: respiratory chain complex II (succinate dehydrogenase); membrane; mitochondrial envelope. Gene Ontology annotation, molecular function: ubiquinone binding; heme binding.
UUUUUAUAUUUGACAACCAGUUCAUUUCUGACUGUCAAUUAAUCAGUUUCUUUCCUGUAAUUCAACAAGAAAACAGGUUCAAAAAAGGGGAUCUUUUGAUCAUUACAAUGGCUUUAGCUACAAUUUUACGUAACGCAGCCAGACCAUUAGUUGCUAAUUCGUUCAAAUUUUCGCCUGUAAUACGUAAUGCACCGUUUAUUCGACAUUCAGCGAACGUUUCAAUGUUUCAAAACCAAGGUACAUAUUUAGGACUGACUGGUUUAAAUCAAAUUCAGCCAAAAAUUCAACAAACCCAGGUACGACAAGCUCAUAUGGAUCAUGGUUUAUUAUGGACUGUUGAAAGGGCUUGGGCGGUAGGUCUUCUUGCUAUUGUUCCAUUAACUAUUAUAACGCAAAGUACCAUUAUGGAUGAUAUAUUUGCUAUUACUACGAUUAUUCAUAAUCAUUGGGGUCUUGAAGCGAUAGUAAUAGAUUAUGUCCGACCUGUAAUAUUCGGUGAAACCAUUCCAAAAAUUGCAUUGAUGAUUUGUUACGCUUUCUCUGCCAUUAUUUUGGGUGGAUUACUUUAUUUCAAUCAUAAUGAUAUUGGAAUUGGAAAGGCUAUUGCUAAUUUUUGGAAUAUAAGAUCAUUGCCACCUUCCUCCGGGGGAGCCCAAGAAAAAAGGUCAGAUAGCACUGAAAGUAAUAAAUGUUGAAAAUUUUUGAAAAAAAAAGCUAAUACAAUUGAAAAAUAAAUUUAUAAUCUUGAGGCCAUGGAUUAUUCUUCUUAACUUAAUUCUUUAAAGUAUUGUGAAACAGGAUUAAAUAACUUUUCAGGUCUAUUUUCAUCUGGAGAUAUGUAAAUUAUUUAAUUUUAUUUAAAAUUAUUUUUGUUUCUAUUGAAUGAGUGUUAAUAAAAGAUUCUAAAAAUA